UCAUUUAUUUUUCCGUUUCUCACCCAUGCGUCGGUGUGUACCAUCAUCGUAAUGACGCCAUAACACAAUGAUUAUCAUAAUGAAAAUUCUUCUAAUGAUUCUUGUUUUAAAUGCUAACAAAGCUAAAAUAAUAUAUGAAGAAGAUACACACCAUACAAAUCUGAUAUUGAACAAAAAGAAUGAAAAUCCAAGUGAAUUUGCGGAAGCACACACAAAACACGAUGAGCAAAACAAUUUGAAGUUAUUUGAUUAUGAAGCUGACACGGCAAUUGACUUUAAUAACCUUAUUGAUAUGAACGAUAUAAAUGAUAUUUUUCAACCAGGAGACGAUGAAACAAUAAAUAGGCCAGCUGAUAAAGUAAUUCAAAUAAUAUAGGUUUUUAAAUAAUUAAUAAAAAGUAUCAAAUUUUCAAAA
Hydra vulgaris (swiftwater hydra) is the source of this 415-nucleotide messenger RNA. Lineage: Eukaryota; Metazoa; Cnidaria; Hydrozoa; Anthoathecata; Hydridae. The record is from RefSeq and is a predicted model, not a curated record.